Messenger RNA from Dendrobium catenatum, 1911 nucleotides. RefSeq names its product protein IQ-DOMAIN 1. NCBI's taxonomy places the organism in Eukaryota, Viridiplantae, Streptophyta, Magnoliopsida, Asparagales, Orchidaceae. The record is from RefSeq and is a predicted model, not a curated record. The transcript has 4 exons. Bases 202 to 1530 code for a protein of 442 amino acids. Gene Ontology annotation, molecular function: protein binding.
GAACUGUCACUGUAAGUGAGAGAGAAAUCCAGCUCUAGUCUCCGGCCUUCCGGUUCUUUUCCUCCUCCUUCCUCUCAUCACUUCUCCGUUUUAUUUGAUUUCCCGCUCUUAAUUCAAUCCUCUCUUUCACUUUCCUACCUGAAACCGAAUGCACUUAGCACUGGUUAUGCGCUAGCCGCCGGGGGCGGCGUAAAGCGGCGGAUGGGGAAGGCAGCGAGGUGGUUCCGAACGCUCUUAGGAGGAAAGAAAAAAUGGGGUUUUGUCAAGUCAUUCCGACAGAAAGAGAACAUACAUGAACAGAAAAAGGUUGAGGAACUUAAGAGUUCGUAUAGUGCCGUGGUAGUGGACGGAGAGGAGCAGAACAAACGCGCCAUCGCGGUUGCCGCGGCGACCGCCGCCGUGGCGGAGGCGGCGGUGGCUGCCGCUCAGGCCGCCGCGGCUGUGGUGCGUCUCACAAGCAGCAGCAGGUCGGUAGGAAUGAAGCGCGAAGAAAGGGCUGCCAUUAAGAUCCAGGCUGCUUUCCGUGGUUAUUUGGCAAGGAGAGCUCUGAAAGCGCUUAAAGGAUUGGUGAGACUUCAGGCUUUGGUUAGAGGCAACAUUGUGAGAAAGCAGGCAGCUGAGACUAUGCGGUGCAUGCAAGCUCUGGUUCGGGUUCAGGCCCGAGCUCGAGCUUGCCGGGCUCUUCGCACGGAGCCAAGCAGAUCCAGCAAGAGCUCCCGCUCUAAUCCUGGUCCUGCCACUCCUGAUAAGUAUGAGCCAUCGGUUCGACCGAAUUCCCCAAAUCCAAAUACGUCUGGAUCUCUCAAGAAGAAUUCUUCAAAGCAAACUGGAGGUAUGAAUUCUGUUAAUGGCGAAAUAGAUCAAUCAGCUAAUUGGAACUGGCUUGAUCAGUGGAUGGAAGAGCGAUACUGGGACUGCAUUGAAGCAUCCAAGGCCAUGGAUGAUGAGAAGAAUGCCAAGAUCUUGGAAGUUGACACAGGGAAACCGCAGUCCAAUUCAAAGCGUCUUGCUAGCCACAAUCAUCUUCAUUCCUCUUAUUCCAAUAUGAACUCUGAUCAUAUUGGAAGGAACUCAUCAACUGCGCAAGACUUGCUAUCGAAAGACUCGACCACGUCCCAAAUAUCUGUUCCUAGUCCUUCACCUGUCAACAGGCACCAGCCAAUGAGCCCAAUGCUUAGAUUCCCAGUUUUGGACUUGGGUGAAAGCCCUCAGUUCUACUCUGCAACUUCGCGACCGGCGAGCUUGAGGAGGGGACCUUUCACGCCUGCUAAGAGUGAGUGCUCAAGAAGCUUGUUCAACGGGUACACCGACUACCCGAACUACAUGGCGAACACUGAGUCGUCGAUGGCAAAAGUUCGUUCUUUGAGCGCUCCAAGGCAAAGGCCGGAGUACGAGAAAUCGAGUUCAAUAAGGAGGCUGUCAUCUCCAGGGACCGGCCAGAGAUCAUCAAUGGCGCCUACCAAGUAUGCAAAUAAGGCUUAUCCUGGCUCAGGAAGGCUGGAUAGAUUAGGUAGGCCUUUAAGGAUCUAAUUGAUUGAUAUCUAACAACUCUGCCUAGGAAAUAUGCAGUUUGAAUGUUUGGAGAAAUUAUUAAACUUGUCUUUUAUUUUGCUCGAUAUCAAUUCAUAUUGCUCUGUAUUGAAAAUUAUAUUUGUAUCAAUACAGAACAAUAUAGCACAAAAAAGAGCAAAAUUUUAUACCCUUUUCUAGCUUAAUAACUUCUUCAAUGUUUCAGAGCUCUUCUGAUUGGUCUUGCAGUGCUUAUUUUCUUUCAAAUCUUUGUCUGUUAGCUGUAGUUUUAUUCUAAUAAUGUAAUCUUAACAGUUUAAUGAACUUGUAAUAGUGAAUGAGCUUGAUUUUCUUCCAUGAUCUUGAUCUAUAAACUAUGGCCAUAUGCCAUGUUCUUCUGAA